This is a messenger RNA of Sabethes cyaneus, 2872 nucleotides long. RefSeq names its product E3 ubiquitin-protein ligase Iruka-like. Lineage: Eukaryota; Metazoa; Arthropoda; Insecta; Diptera; Culicidae. Gene Ontology annotation, molecular function: ubiquitin protein ligase activity. Gene Ontology annotation, biological process: ubiquitin-dependent protein catabolic process; positive regulation of DNA-templated transcription; protein ubiquitination. Gene Ontology annotation, cellular component: nucleoplasm; cytoplasm. The record is from RefSeq and is a predicted model, not a curated record. The transcript has 4 exons. The coding region runs from base 477 to 1772 and encodes 431 amino acids.
ACGUUGCUGUCACUGAUUCGCAGGUUCUUUUCUUUUUUUCGCACGGUUUCUAGAGCCCAAAAGACAGUGCCUGUAUCGCGAAAAAAAUUGUGCUCCGGCAUCUGUUUCGGUAAAUAGCUGAAUUUAGAACCGAUUAGCGAUUCGGGCGAUUUAAGGACCGCAAGCUGAACCUAGCGGGAUGGACGUAUAGCGAACAGGUUUCCAAAUUUCGGGCAAAGAAAAACACGCCGACUAUUGUCUAGCAAGAACAAAUGAACGGACGGUCGAAUAGCAUUUAGUGCAAGUGCAAUAUUCAAUUUUACUGCUGUGUGCGUGCCCGUGUGCGAGUGUGUUCUUUCAUCCAAAGAAAAGUACUGUCAAAAUUUCUUCGGAAGUUUGCGGGUUAGCCGAUUGGAAGUGUUUUUGCCGAAAUUGGUUUUUUCGUCCGCAAGGAUUAGGUGUAGUAGUUUUGUUCCUGAAGUUAUCACCCCGGUGCCAUGGAUGCGUUGGUGGAAAACUCGUCAAAUGCUCCGUCUCGGUUUUACUGCCACUCUUGCUCGGUAGAGAUCGAUCGAGUGUCGUCGGAUUUCACAUGCCCCCACUGUCUGGAAGGAUUCAUAGAGGAACUUCCGGCUGCCGAACGAAAUACGAAUCCACCUUCGCCGCCACCUGCACCGUCCGACAGCGACUCGAACACGAUGGAUUACAUGAACCCCCAGGCAAUAAGAUUAGCCACCGAUAUCUUUAGCAAUAGCAUUUUGUCGCCAUUGCUACUGUCGACGGGUGGUGCGGGAGAUUCGCGUGCGACGGAUUCCGAGGCACCUGCUUCGCUUGGCGACGAUGGGGGUGACUCGGCGGCUGGGGGUGCAACCGGCGGAAAUGCCGGCGGUCCGUACUCGAUGAGAUUGCUUGGAAGACACCGUAACCGGCGCAGGGGUGUUCAAAACAUUAACAAUUUAGACAACAUAUUACGGGAGAUACUGAUAUCGGUGGCGGAUGGUGCGAACGGGGGCGCCGGAGGUACGCCCAUGUUUUUCAUGGGUAAUCCCGGUGACUAUGCCUGGGGCCGGGAGGGAUUGGAUACCAUCGUAACGCAGUUGCUCAAUCAAAUGGACAACACCGGUCCUCCGCCGCUUGAGAAGGAGAAAAUAGCGGAGAUUCCGAAGGUAACAAUCAGCAGCGAACAGGUGGACAUGAAGCUGCAGUGCUCGGUCUGCUGGGAAGAUUUCCAGAUCGACGAAGUUGUCCGGAAGCUGUCCUGUGCUCACAUUUAUCAUGAAACCUGUAUCAUUCCCUGGCUAGAGUUGCACGGAACCUGUCCUAUCUGUAGGAAAAGUCUAGCGCCGGAGCAACAACCGGAUGAGCAGCGAGGCCUGGCAGCUGCCGCCAAUGCCGUCGCCAAUACGUUACGAUCCCUUCACUCGGAUGCGUUCCCGGGCGCUGCUAGCCAGCUGUCCGCUUCAUCGUCGGCCGACGUGAACGGACCGUCGACAUCUAGUCUGCUGGUCGAACUCGGUCAGCCGUUUUUUUCUCUCCGCGCUAAUAACCCAUCCCAGCCAAGGCCAUCGGGAUCUCGUUCCUCGUCGACGUUGUCAAGCGCGCAACAGCAAACGCAAAACAGCUCCUCCGGCCAGCAGGCAGCGUCGACGACGACGACGACGGCAACGGACCCACCAGGGGCGCAGCCGGCCUCAUCCAGGAACAAUGGCACGGAUGAAGGGGGGAACGGUAGCAGUAGCGGCACUAAUCGGUACCGUUUCGACGAUGGAAACAUUGACUACGAGUUCGAUUAAUGUGCUUUGAACUCGCACCGGUCAUUGUCUGGGGGUGUUGCGUAGAUAUCUGCAGGACGCUUUGUACCAAAAUAUUGUUUCAAGGUUUUUCGCGAUCGUUUUUUAUUGUUUGGCAUAGCUAUUGGAGACCACCCGAAAAACCGAUUGACCUAAUGUUAAUUAAUUUUUCCGCUAACAAUUAUGUUUAUUUUCCAGUUUACAAGGGCGCUACUAGUGUACAAUGUAUGUUAUACACUGCUUGUAUAAAUAGGUUAGAACGCCAGCUACAUUGGGGAUGUUUUUGUAUGCACUAGUGAUUUUUAUAACACCUCUAAGAUGUCAACGACACAUACAGAAAAGUAUCCUUAUCCCGCUUUACUCCCCGCGUUAGGAUUAUAAAAUAAUAUUUUUAAUAGUUUUGUGACACUUUCAAAAAAAAUAUUGCAUCUUAUCACGAUGCAAAAUUCGAAUAUGAAAAGAAAGCCGGUAGAAAAAAUUCGAACCUAACUGUAAGUUACGCAUCCCGACGUACAGAAAGUUACAAGAAACCGAUAACAGAUUGACAAGAAUAAAUUAUACUGAACGAAACCAAGCGACUGUGAGCAAAAUUACUUUUCGCCAUUUAGGACCAUUACGUAUACUAAGUUGAAUCCUAUUUAUCACGUUAGAAUGUCGGAGAAAAGGACGUACGGAACACGGUAGACUAAAGUUGUACGCUAGACCGAAAAAAAACAUACUAAAACACUACCUACUCUAAUAACUUUGAACACACACACAAGGCCCCACCACAGUCAAGGAGGGGGGGGAGGUCAUAGAACCGAAUAGUGCUGAUAUUCGUGCGUGUUGAUGCUAGAUGAAUUAAUUUAAUUUAUAUCAGGAGUAUGCCUAUAAUUUAUCAAGACCUAGUACCGCAAAAUACGCAAACGAUGAAAUGCAGAUACAGUUUAGCGAACCUAUAUCUUAACAUUAAAAUGUCAGAGUAAGUCAAACAAAGAAACAAACAAGAAGAAAUGGUACACGCGCUAAAUUUCAUAUUUUUAUCGUUAUAAUGUAAAUUAUAGAGAUCAGAAGUUUUCAGAACGAGUUCAUGUGAAGAACGAGCGGAAAUUAAAAUAAAAGUC